AUCGAGCCCAGCCUAGCCGUCGGUAGUGGCGAGAAUUGCUUGAGCGGUUAUAUGAGCAUGAACAAGAUGCUGCAGACGGUCAAGCGCCGUCUGAGCAACUCGUCCGAGGGGGACCUCGCCGCGGUGAGUCAGCUGCAUCUGGCGUCGGGGGUAAGCAUGGGGGCCAAUUCGUCCCAGGGAUCCACGCGCGACGACGGAAUUGAAAACGUGGCGCGAUCCGACGUGUCCUUGCCAAAACGUGAACGGCGCCGCAGCUCGCUCGUCCGCAACCAAAAGGUGGCCGCAUUGAAGGACCUUCCCCAUCUCAAAGACACGAACAUGCAAAAACGCGAGGCGUUGUUCCAGCAAAAACUCGAAUUGUGCUCGGUCCUGUUUAACUUUGAAGACGCCGCGUCCGACAAGAAGGGCAAGGACCUCAAACGGCAAACGUUGUUGGAGCUUGUCGACUACGUUAACAAUGCUGGUGGGCAAAAGAUCUUUACCGAAGCACUCAUGCCCGACAUCAUGGCCAUGGUGUCGGCCAACAUUUGCCGCGCGUUGCCGCCGCAAACGGAGGAUUUUGACCCUGAAGAGGACGAACCUGUGCUGGAACCGUCCUGGCCCCACUUGCAGGUCGUAUACGAAUUCUUUCUGCGCUUCAUUGUGUCGGGGGAGGUCAAUGCCAAGGUGGCCAAGAAGUUUGUCGACCAAAAGUUCUGCUCAAACGUGAUCGAGCUGUUUGACAGCGAGGACCCGCGCGAACGGGAUUACCUCAAGACGAUUCUCCACCGCAUUUACGGCAAGUUUAUGUCGCAUCGGUCGUUCAUCCGCAAGGCGAUUUCGAAUGUGUUUUACCGGUUUGUGUACGAGACGGAGCGACACAACGGAAUUGGGGAGCUGCUCGAGAUCCUCGGGAGCAUCAUCAACGGGUUUGCCAUGCCGCUCAAGCGCGAACACUUGCAGUUCCUCGUGAAAGCGCUCGUCCCGCUGCACAAGCCCAAGUGCGUGAGCUUGUACCACCAGCAACUGUCGUACUGCAUCACGCAGUACGUGGAAAAAGAUCCCGACACGGCGAUCCCGAUCAUCUCGGGCAUCGUCAAGUUUUGGCCGUGGGCAUGCUCGUCCAAGCAAGUGCUGUUUUUGAACGAACUCGAAGAGAUCCUCGAGCUCAUGGGGCCCGACCAGCUGCAGCAAAUCCACAAAGAGCUCUUCCGCGUCUUGUCCAAGUGCCUCGGCAGCCAGCAUUUCCAAGUGAGCGAGCGGGCGCUUUUCCUCUGGAACAAUGAACAUCUCGUCAACAACGGGUGCCUCAGUCGCCAGCACGCAGGGUUGAUCUUGCCCGUCAUAUACGGUCCGCUCUACAAGAACUCGCUCGGCCACUGGAACACGACCGUCGAAGGCCUUGCGCAGAACGUGCUCAAGCUGUACAUGGACUACGACAUGGCGCUGUUUGACAAGUGUGCCAAGGAGUACCUGGCCAAGGAAGAGCGGGUCGUCGAGAAGGUCACGGCACAGGCCGACAAGUGGAAAAAGAUAGAGAUCCUCGCUGAAUCCAAGGCGCGGGAAGCGGCCCAUUGAGCCGCGUUUGGACCACACAUGUACUAGUCAUGACUUCACCCCGUGUUAUAUUCCUAAAUUGCUGCUUGUGCUUGCGUCUCGGCCACAGUUUGAAUGCACAAGGUUGCGCGAGCUGCAACGGAUUGCCCUCCAAACAGCUCGAG
This is a messenger RNA of Aphanomyces invadans, 1700 nucleotides long. RefSeq lists its product as hypothetical. Gene Ontology annotation, cellular component: protein phosphatase type 2A complex. NCBI's taxonomy places the organism in Eukaryota, Oomycota, Saprolegniomycetes, Saprolegniales, Verrucalvaceae. Gene Ontology annotation, biological process: signal transduction. The coding region runs from base 52 to 1557 and encodes 501 amino acids. Gene Ontology annotation, molecular function: protein phosphatase regulator activity. The transcript has 4 exons. The record is from RefSeq and is a predicted model, not a curated record.